CAGCGUUGCGACAGAGACGGAGGAUUCAAACGACAUGAGUGUGGAAAAUAAUCAUACGGCAGAAAGUGAGCGGGAGCAAACGAAGAACGGCAACGAGACGAUCACCAUUCAAACCACGCUGGGAGACGAAGAUGAAGAUGUGCACAAGUGCGGACGCUGUCAGUCCGAGUUUUCCACAUUGGAGGCUUUCAUCCAGCACAAGUUACACCACUGCAAACGUGUGGAGGCACGGGACGCCAGCAGCCUCGAUGGCAGCCCAGAGGUUGCUGCGGUCAAUGGAAGUUCUUCUUCAGAGGUGAAAACGGCUGAAGGGGCAUCUUCAGCAGAGGCAGUGAAGACUACUAACGAUGUAAAUGACGCUCAGUUAGGUCGAGGGCGCAGGAAGAAAACUGCUUCCCUUAAAGUGUCUGACCAGUCAGAUGAAACAGAAGGAGUCGUAUCUGACAGUGGCGACAGUGACAAGCUCAUGUAUAAAGUCAACACAGAGGGACGUUACAUUUGCCACCUUUGUAAAAAAACAUUUAAAACUACCAAUAUCUUGAGAACGCAUAUGAAAACUCACAGUGACCAGAAAAACUUCUCAUGUGACCUAUGUGGGACGUCGUUUCGAACAAAAGGUUCCCUGAUUCGUCACAACCGUCGCCACACCGAUGAGCGGCCGUAUCGAUGUACCCUGUGUGGCCAGGCCUUCAGAGAAUCCGGUGCUCUCACCAGACACCUCAAAGCUCUCACACCAUGCACAGAAAAGAUCCGCUUUGUUCAGUACAAGGAAAUCCUGGUCAGCAAGGAUGGAGUGCAGAAAGGAAUCGACGCUGAUCAAGCUGCAGUGGCUGCCCAGCAAGAGGUUGUAGUUGUGGAGGAGCAGCAGCCGGUGGAGCAGGAAAUGGUGGAGGCUGAGACCGCUGUGGUCAGUGUGGUAGAGUCUGGUUCCCAAGAGGUUCUCCAUCAGGUCCACUUUACAAUGGAGGUUGAUGGAACUACACAGGAGCAACAGGUGGUGGUGGAGCAGUCUCAGGCAGAAGCUCUGGCGGCUGCUGCAGCAGCAGGUGACAAUCUCAUCUGUCAGGCCAUCAUCAACUCUGGCAUUGCACUGGGGACAGAGGAGACUGUGGUUGAAGAGACAGAGACCCCACAUGCAACUGAGGAGAUAAAUAAAGUUGUUUCGGACCACCCUGAAGCCGACGGAGGCGUCAUUGAGAUCCAAGUUAAAGAGGAGUUUGUGGAGAUGGAGGAGGAAACGGGUGACAGUGGUGAUCGGACAUCAUCAAAACUGCACACUUGUCCACACUGUAACCGCUCCUUCAAGGGCUUGAAUUAUUUCCGCUUUCAUGUUAAGGGCCAUUUAGGUUAUAAGCCCUUCAAGUGUACACUGUGCCAUAAAGAGUUUCUAACUGGUUACCUGCUGAAGAAACACAUGGAAGUCCAUGUCAACGAGAGGAGAUACAAGUGCGGCGAGUGUGGCAAGCUCUACAAAACCAUCGGCCAUGUACGGGAACACAUGAGGGCACACUCGGAUGAGAGACCUUACCACUGUACCAGAUGCAACAAGGCAUACAAAACCAAGAAUGCCUUGCAAGUGCACCAGCGGACUCAUGGUGAUGUAAGACCGUAUGUGUGUCAGUUUUGCUCGAGGGGCUUCAGAGAGAAAGGCUCUCUGGUACGACACAUCCGCCAUCACACCGGCGAGAAGCCUUUCAAGUGCCCAAAGUGUGGACGGGGCUUUGCUGAGCACGGGACUCUCAAUCGGCACAUGCGCGCUAAAGGCGGCUGCCAUAAGGAUGACGCCUGUGAGCAGCAGGUUGUUUUAACAGAAGGACAGACAACACUGGACAGUCCCGAUGCAACAGCCAUCAUCUCAGACGAUCCUAACGCUGUGUUGGUGGAGUUCUCCUCAGUGGUGGCAGACACACAAGAGUAUAUAAUCAAGACGCAAACGGAGGAGGAAGUGCAGCAAGAAGUGACAGUCAUUGAAGACAGCCAAAAUGAGAUGGGAAACCACAUCGUGAAGGUGGUGCAGAGACUUGUCAGCCAAUCGCAGAGUGCGGGCGGCGCGAGCAGCCACCAGAUCAUUGUGCGAAAUGUGGCCGAGAACGAGGAAGGCCUGUCCAUCUCUGACUGCGGCGAUACCAUCACCAUCGCCACGCCCGAGAGCCUCACUGAGCAGGUGGCCAUGACGCUGGCCUCUGCCAUCAGUGAUGGCAGACUGCUGGCCAGGGCAGGUACAGCGGAGGGAACUGUUACUAUGGUUACCACGGAGGAAACAUUGGAGGAAGGAGUACAAGUGGUGCAGCAGCAAGAGGAAUACGUCAUCACCUCCCCAGACGAGGUGGAGUUUCAAACAGUCGUUGUAUGAUCAAAGCGGAUGCUAACUACAGACUGUUGUGGCUUUGAUUAUGACUUUGUAGCCAGUAACUGUACAGUUUAUUUGCACUUCAAGUGAAUUUCAAAAACCCAAACUAAGGCCAAAGUGUUUUUGAUUCAUGCAGUACACACAAGUGUGCCCCAGGACUACUGCUUCAUCACACAGCUCAUUUUUGUUGGUCGAUCUACUAACAUUAUUCUCUUCAUUAAAUGUUUUGUCUAAUUUGGGAACUUUCGGAUCUUAAAAUGAUAGGCAUGCACAAAUGCACGUUUGUUUUGAUGAAAUAAAUGAAACAUGCCAUUUGUCGUUGCCUAGUUUUUGGCAGUUUUUGUACGGCAAAUAAAAAUAGCUGUUUUCUACCUAAAAUGACAUCAUUUAAUUUCGGUUUUUCCUUCCUUCUUCCUUCAUGUCUCGGUCAGGUGUGGAAAAACAGUGAGGCAGUUCUGAGCUGGUCAGUCACAAUGAAUCUCUAAGUUUGAUAGAUGUAAAAAUAUCAGAUUAGCUAGAGUUUGCAUCAAAU
This is a messenger RNA of Pelmatolapia mariae (spotted tilapia), 2882 nucleotides long. RefSeq names its product E4F transcription factor 1 (gene e4f1). Bases 35 to 2353 code for a protein of 772 amino acids. The transcript has 14 exons. Gene Ontology annotation, cellular component: nucleus. NCBI's taxonomy places the organism in Eukaryota, Metazoa, Chordata, Actinopteri, Cichliformes, Cichlidae. Gene Ontology annotation, biological process: regulation of transcription by RNA polymerase II. The record is from RefSeq and is a predicted model, not a curated record. Gene Ontology annotation, molecular function: DNA-binding transcription factor activity, RNA polymerase II-specific.